Molecule: messenger RNA, 2433 nt
Organism: Bradysia coprophila
Lineage: Eukaryota; Metazoa; Arthropoda; Insecta; Diptera; Sciaridae
Gene: Oseg5
Product: intraflagellar transport protein Oseg5
Biological process (GO): cilium assembly
Cellular component (GO): intraciliary transport particle B; cilium
Molecular function (GO): protein binding
Source: RefSeq, a predicted model, not a curated record
CAAAAAAAAUCUCGUUGGUGGUAAUUUCGUUCCUCCAUCAUUUUCACACUAACAUCAGUCGAUUAAAAUACUCAGGGUGUGAUAUUCGGUUAAUAAAAUGAAAUUCAAAACAUUCAUUAAGGAUAAGAUUCAUAAAGGCACGGUAACAUGUUUAGGUUGGAGCAGCAACGACGAAAUCUACACAGUGUGCGACCAACAUCAAGUCUACAAAUGGUCAACAAAAAACUAUGAGCCCAUCGAAGUGGCUAAACUGCCAGACGACUUUUUCCCAACAGAUCUUCACUGGUUCAUAGCUCGUCAAUUAGGAAUAUCUUCGGGCAGCGAUUCAUUGCUGAUUACGAGUAGUGAUGGACGAUUUGUAAUUUUGAACAAAAAUGCUAGAGUAGAACGAAACAUAACAGCACACACGGGUAGCAUAACAACGGGUAGAUGGAGUCCAGAUGGUGCUGGUCUAUUGACAGCAGGAGAAGAUGGGUUGCUUAAAGUCUGGUCACGUUCUGGUAUGCUGAGAUCAACCGUUAUACAGAAUGAAGAAGCGAUUCGAUGCGCUCGCUGGUCACCAAACUCUUUAUCGGUAGCAUAUUGUUAUGCUGGGUUCAUAGCCAUAAAACCAUUGGCAGCGAAUAGUAAAUUGAUUAAGUGGCGUGCUCAUGAAGGACUAGUACUUGCCAUUUGUUGGUCCAACGACACACAUUACAUUGGCUCAGGGGGUGAAGACUGUCGCUAUAAAAUUUGGGAACCAAGUGGAACCGUAAUCUACACCAGUUCUCCAGACGAUUACGCUGUAACAUCUAUCGACUUUUGUCCCAAGGGUCAACUGUUGGCUGUUGGUAGUUUUAAUACCAUCAAACUAUGCAAUUUUAUGGGUUGGGCGUACAGUUACGAGAAGCAAUCUUCCACAUCGAUUGGAUCAUUGUUUUCGUUGAACUGGUCGUUUGAUGGCACUCAAAUUGUGGCUGGAUCAUCGUCAGGUAGUGUUUUAUUUGGCAAUGUUAUCGAACAGGAAUUGGCGAGCCAAAAUCUGCGAGCUAAAACGAUGAGUCGUAAGACAAUUCAACUGCAAGACAUUGUUACGAAAACUGCCGAUCUUAUUGACUUUCCGGAGCGAAUAAUAAAUUGGAAUUUGGGUUUUGGUCAUUUAGUUGUGGCUACAACUACUCAAGUCCACGUGUACAAAGAGAAAUACAUCAACACACCACUGGCUGUAGUUGAUGGCAGAAAUGAUGUUCGUGUGAUUAUCUUGGGGAAAAAAUAUUUCUUAAUUGUCGACAAUGUUUCCAUUUGGAUCUACACGUACACCGGUCGAUUGCACUUGAAUCCGAAAUAUUCGGGAAUGCAAGUGCAACUGAUUCAGUUGAAUCCUAAAUGUGUAUCGCUCGGAAUGCACUACAUUGGAAUCAGAAACUUUUCGGAUAAAACCAUGAUACACAUGUUUGACCUGAUGCCAGGUGCGAGCAGACAGAGUGAAGCAACGUCAAUACAACAUAAGACUAAUUUGACCGAGAUAAGUGUGUGUCGGGCAGGGAACCAGGAAGAUCAAUACAUCGUUUUUAUUGACGAACAUCGCGACCUAUUUUGCGCUACAGUUAAACGUAUUCAGAACCAAGACGACGAAAUUUACAAAAUUGGAACACAAGUUCAAUCAUGCAUGUGGGGAAGCGAAUCAAACAUCUUGGUCGGACUGCAUGACGCCAGUUAUAGUAUUUGGUAUUGUCCAGGCGAAGCCUGCAGUGAUCCGACACAGAUAGCUUUAACCACGGUGACUUUUGAUACGUCUGAAUUCGGUAAAAAUAUCACGUUGUACAACUUUGAGAAGUCGAUCAUCACGUUCCGGUGUUCCGGUGCAAUUUAUUCGGUGCAGAUAGAUGUUUAUUGUGAUGCCGUGCAUCGACUGCUGGCGGAUGGUAUGUGGAUGCAAGCGUUGAAAGUUUGUCGGAAGGCUAAGAACAAAACCUUAUGGGUAACACUGGCAGCGAUUUCGCUGAAAUACGAUCAACUCGAAAUCAGCGAAGAAGCUUACUGUGCCUCACUUCAAGUGGACAAAGUGGAAUAUCUACAGCAUAUCAAAGAACUGCCAGCAUCCAGUCCGGAGCAACUAGCCGAAAAAUGUGUAAUGAUGGGACGACUAAGCGAAGCAGAAACCAUUCUCACCAACAAUAAAAAGUACACCGAAGCCGUAGAAUUGCUGCUCCGGCUGCACAAUUACGAUCGAGCUUUAGACAUAGCCGAGCAGCAUCAAGCCGGAUUAGAGCACGUCCUCAGUGAACGGAAGCGUUACGUUGAGGCACUCGGGAGAAAUGAAUUUAGUCCGAAAUUUUUGAGAUUUACCAGUCAAUAGAACAUCUAUUGACGAAUUGUUUAUUCGGUAUAUUGACACACGCAACACAAACAUACAAAAAUGGUGAAAGAAUACUUUACGAGAGAAAAAAAAUA